AUGAAGACCUAUUGUUAACAUUCGGACGCUUCUUUCAGAACCCAAUGCUCAUUAUCAUUUCACUGGAAACUGGAAUUAAUGCAUUUAACUCAUCUGGUGGCAUUGCAUUUUUGCCGAAAUACUUUGAGCAUGCAUUGCGAUGGCCGACCUGGAAAGCUAACAUAAUUUUUGGUAGUACACUCAUAGUGAUGGCAUCUGUUGGGUUCCUGCUUGGAGGAACCAUCACCAGCUUCUUCAAAAUGGGGCCAAAAGCCUGCCUGAAAUUCUCAGUUUUCGCACUUUUUUUCCGAUUGUGCUUCUACUGGCUCUGCCUUAUUGAUUUUUGUCCGGAAUUAGAAACAAGAUCUAAUACAUUAUUAAAAAGGUCGACAUCGUUAACCUAACAAACGUCUUUGAUAAUACAUCGAUAGAUCCGAAUGCUUAUUGUUUGGAUUGUGAGUGUCCAGAAGAUCAAUACGAACCUGUAUGUGGCGAAGAUGGUCAAAUGUUUAGAUCUCCUUGCUAUGCUGGUUGUCGCGUGAAGAACAUCAAG
Octopus sinensis (East Asian common octopus) is the source of this 532-nucleotide messenger RNA. RefSeq names its product solute carrier organic anion transporter family member 1B1-like. Gene Ontology annotation, cellular component: membrane. Gene Ontology annotation, biological process: sodium-independent organic anion transport; transmembrane transport. The record is from RefSeq and is a predicted model, not a curated record. Lineage: Eukaryota; Metazoa; Mollusca; Cephalopoda; Octopoda; Octopodidae. Bases 45 to 383 code for a protein of 112 amino acids. The transcript has 3 exons.